This is a messenger RNA of Oncorhynchus keta (chum salmon), 5423 nucleotides long. Its product is annotated as UDP-N-acetylglucosamine/UDP-glucose/GDP-mannose transporter-like. The record is from RefSeq and is a predicted model, not a curated record. Gene Ontology annotation, cellular component: Golgi apparatus. Lineage: Eukaryota; Metazoa; Chordata; Actinopteri; Salmoniformes; Salmonidae. Gene Ontology annotation, molecular function: GDP-fucose transmembrane transporter activity; antiporter activity. The transcript is spliced from 11 exons. Bases 1181 to 2077 code for a protein of 298 amino acids.
AGGCUCCUUAACAGCUUCUACCCCCAAGCCAUAAGACUGCUGAACAACUAAUCAAAUGGCCACCCCGACCAUUUACAUUGACCCCGCCAUAUCACGUUACCCCUACCUACAUGUACAAAUUACCUCGACUAACAUGUAUCCCUGCACAUUGACUCAGUACCGGUACUCCCUGUAUAUAGCCUCGUUAUUGUUAUGUAAUUUUCUUGUUAUUUUUCAAUGUUUUUUUUUUUUCACUAGUUCAUUUAGUAAAUAUUUUAUUAACUCUUUCUUGAACUGCAUUGUUGGUUAGGUGCUUGUAAGUAAGCAUUUCACGGUAAGGUCUACUACACCUGUUGUAUUCUGAGCAUGUGACAGCCUGUCUUCAAAUCAAAUGUUAUGUGCACUGCUCUUGUACUUUAACUAUUUGCACAUCAUUACAACACUGUUUGUAGACAUAAUAUGACAUGUGAAAUGUCUUUAUUAUUUUGAAACUUUUGUGAGUGUGUUUACUGUUACUUUUUUGUUUAUUUCACAUUUGUUUAUCUAUUUCACUUUCUUUGGCAACUUAAACAUGUUUCCCAUGCCAAUAAAGCCCCUCGAAUUGAAAUUGACAGAUUUUUCGCCGAGUUAGACCUCUCUUUCCUCUUCCUCUCUGACGCAGGGCAAGCAAGCGAUGACUGAGCGAGGAUAAUGGUUAGUGCUAUAUGGGAUCCUCAAUACGUCCACACCCUAAAUCAUAACCCUAACUUUAUCUUAAAGGUAGACUCAGCGAUAUGACAUAGAAGCCGAAAGUGAACAGCAUAGUGGGUUAAUUUCCGCAAAAACUAAGGGCGUUGAAGCGUGGGGCUAACUGCUCCGCUGUUUUGGAUCCCUGGCAACAACGCUGUACACAGCGUGAAGCAUCCCUUGCACAUGCGCAGAUACUGUCCGUGUUCGAGAGCAUCAACACCGUUAUGUAUCAUUGGUAAAUUGUGACUGACUGAUCUACAAAUAAUAAUGAGUUAUUUAUGAUGCAAUGUGAUUUGUAGGUCAGUCAGUUGCCUGCAGUCGUUUUGACUAUCUCGAACGCAGUCAAUAUCUGCGGUGCUGCUCGUGGCAACGUCAUAUCGUUGAGUCUACCGUUUACCGGACGUCCCAGUGAUCCCGUUUAGACUCUUCUAGGGAAGGAUAGAGAGUGGGAAAGAGGAAAGAGUGCUUGGGGAUGGCGGACAAAUCUCUCACGGUGUUCGUGAAGCUGUUCGCCGCGGUAUUUUACGGACUCAGUUCUUUUCUCAUCGUCGUGGUAAACAAGAGCAUCCUCACAAACUAUAGAUUCCCCUCGUCAAUAUGUGUCGGCAUCGGGCAGAUGCUGGCCACCGUGGUCGUGCUGUGGGUGGGCAAGGCUCUGAGGGUGCUGAGUUUCCCAGACUUCGACCAUAGUAUACCUCGCAAGACCUUCCCACUCCCUUUCUUGUACGUAGGGAACCAGAUAACUGGACUGUUUGGGACAAAACGGCUAAAGAAGACAUUCUCCAGGCCUGUCCAGCUAACUGUGUUUACUAUGAUCCUGGGGGCGUUUGUAGCGGCAAGUGCUGACCUGUCUUUCGACCUCCAAGGCUAUGUGUUUAUUCUGCUAAAUGAUGUUCUGACUGCAGCUAAUGGAGCCUACGUCAAGCAGAAGCUAGACUCCAAGGAGCUGGGGAAGUAUGGCUUGCUGUAUUAUAAUGCGUUGUUUAUGAUCUUUCCAACAAUGCUGCUAGCUCAACUCACUGGAGACGUUCAGAGGGCGGUGGAAUAUGAUGGCUGGUCAGACAUCCUGUUUCUCAGCCAGUUCAUCCUAUCCUGUAUAAUGGGGUUUGUGCUGAUGUAUUCUACAGUGCUCUGUACACAAUACAACUCAGCUCUAACCACCACCAUCGUGGGCUGUAUCAAGAAUAUUCUAGUGACAUACAUCGGGAUGGUGUUUGGUGGAGACUACAUUUUCUCUUGGACAAAUUUCAUUGGUUUAAAUAUCAGUAUUGCAGGUAGCCUGGUGUACUCCUACAUUACUCUGACAGAGGAACAGUCCAGUAAACCCUCUGAGAACGCCAUGGAGAUCAAGGGGAAAGUGGUGGUAUGACAUCAUGGUGACAUCGGUAUGCCAGCGGAAAAGUCACUGGAGAUCCUUUUUCAAAUGUUAAUGGUACAAGAGAACAUUCUAUUUUUGGUACAUGUUGUAUUUAUGGACUUAAAAGCUGUGGUUACCAUAGCAACCAACUGGACACCCCACCAUGGCAACAGGCUCCUCCCACUGGACACGUGGAUUAGGAGGGCGUGGCUGGGGCAACAUGAUUUUAAAGGGUGCUUUUACUUAACUUCCUCAUGUUUAGUCAUUAGACGAUUACAUCAUGGAGAGCACGGUCUUCCCGUUUUUGGUGAAAUGGGUUCAUGGGGAUUGAAUUCUCUCCUGAUGUCAGAACCCAGCGGAAUGUGUGGAAUGUUCCCUCAAACAGGAAUGGUCCAAUGGAAUCUGAGGCAGUAUUAUGUGGGUGCUGGUAUGUGCAAAAGAUGUUGUCCAUCAUACAGUUGAAGUCGGAAGUUUACAUACAUACACCUUAGCCAAAUACAUUUAAACUCGGUUUUUCACAAUUCCUGACAGUUAAUCCUAGUAAAAAUCCCCUAUCUUGGGUCAAUUAGGAUAACCACUUUGUCAGAAUAAUAGUAGAGAAUCACAUUCCCAUGUGCGUCAGAAGUUUAAAUACAUUCAAUUAGUAUUUGGUAGCAUUACCUUUAAAUUGUUUAACUUUGGUCAAACAUUUCUGGUAGCCUUCCGCAAGCUUCCCACAAUAAGUUGGGUGAAUUUUGGCCCAUUCCUCCUGACAGAGCUGGUGUAACUGAGUCAGGUUUGUAGGCCUCCUUGCUCGCACACGCUUUUUCAGUUCUGCCCACAAAUUUUCUAUAGGAUUGAGGUCAGGGCUUUGUGAUGGUCUUAAGCCAUUUUGCCACAACUUUGGAAGUAUGCUUGGGGUCAUUCAACCCAUUUGCGACCAAGCUUUAACUUCCUUGAGAUGUUUCUUCAAUAUAUCCACAUAAUUUUCCUGCCUCAUGAAGCCAUCUAUUUUGUGAAGUGCACCAGUCCCUCCUGCAGCAAAGCACCCCCACAACAUGAUGCUGCCACCCCCGUGCUUCAUGGUUGGGAUGGUGUUCUUCGGCUUGCAAGCCUCCCCCUUUUCCUCCAAACAUAACGAUGGUCAUUAUGGCCAAACAGUUCUAUUUUUGUUUCCUCCAGCAUCUUCACAGGGUCAUUUGCUUUUUGUUCUGGGAUUGAUUUCCACUUUUUGCUCCAAAGUACGUUAAUCUCUAGGAGACAGAACACGUCUUCUUCCCGAGUGGUAUGACAUCUGCGUGGUCCCAUGGUGUUUAUAUGUGCAUACUAUUGUUUGUACAGAUGAACGUGGUACCUUCAGGCUUUUGGAAAUUGCUCCCAAGGAUGAACCAGACUUGUGGAGGUCGACAAUUUAUUUUCUGAGGUCUUGGCUGAUUUCUUUUGAUUUUCCCAUGAUGUCAAGCAAAGAGGCACUGAGUUUGAAGGUGGGCCUUGAAAUACAUCCACAGGUACACCUCCAAUUGACUCAAAUGAUGGCUUUAGAAUGAACGUGGUACCUUCAGGCAUUUGGAAAUUGCUCCCAAGGAUGAACCAGGCUUGUGGAGGUCGACGAUUUCUUUUGAUUUUCCCAAGCAAAGAGGCACUGAGUUUGAAGGUAGGCCUUGCACAGGUCCGCUUCUGAUAGGCUAAUUGACAUGACAUCAUUUUCCAGUUUAAAGGCAGUCCUUCUAUACACUUCUGACCCACUGGAAUUGUGAUACAGUGAGUUAAGUGAAAUAAUCUGUAAACAAUUGUUGUAAAAAUUACUUGUCAUCCACAAAGUAGAUGUCCUAACCGACUUGCCAAAACUAUAGUUUGUUAACAGGAAAUUUGUGGAGCGGUUGAAAUACAAGUUUUAAUGACUCCAACCUAAGUGUAUUUUAAACUUCUGAUUUCAACUGUAUCUGAAAGGAAAGACUGUUUAUAUUGUCAUUCUCCAGUAUUUCUGAAUGUCUGCUCUGGGUUUUUUUAUAAAGGGUUUGUACGUGUGACUGGGUCUCUGUAGAGGCAACUUGUGAUAAUUAUGUUAAGUUUAUGAUUGUCAAAUCUUUUCAUUUGCUUUUAAAAACAAUAUUAUUGCACUUUUACCAGCUGUUGGUUUAGCUAGCCAAUGUUGGGAGAAGGUGAACUAUAUAUGCCUUACUGUGACACGCCAUGUCCAGGGUUAACUUACCCUAAAGGCUUUCACAUGUUGCGCUGAAUGUGGAUAUAGUGUUGGUGUGCCGAUCAUCCUCUGUAGAUGUCUGACUCGUGCUUCUACAUUGAAAAUCGGUACACAAAUUACGUUCAGAGGUGCUAAAUACUCUGCCACCAAACUCUAUAGGUGUCUGAGCCCUAAAGACCAGAGGUUAACUCCACCCUCCAUGUUUUCCUUAGAUUUGAAGCAUACAAAGACAUUUAAAGGUAGACUCAGCUAAAUGUUGCCACGAGCAGCACCACAGAUAUUGAGAUGCAAGACUUGGCUCACACAGUAUGUGCGCGGGUUUGUUUCGUAACUCAAAUUGAAAUCUUCCGCUGCUCUAUGUUCGCUACAUACGUUAGUCUGAGACUGCCCUCAUUUGUGAUGACGUCAAAAUGAAGGGUGUUGUACAAAACAAAGUCAUCAGAGAUUGGAUCGUCUUUAACCGGGUAUCGAAGCCAAUAACACAUUUUCUAAACGCCGCUUUAUCCACGUGUGUUCUUGCUCUGGGCACAACACCUGUCUCUGGGACCAAUCAAAACGGUUAGGAUGUUUCCUUUCUAGAAAUCGUCGGGAUCCAGGCUCCUCCGUUGGCGUGGCAUUUGGCCGGCGCAAGAAGUUUGGCUAGCCAGGGCACCAAAACAGCACAGAAGUUGAGUCUGACCCACUGUGCUGUUUAGUUUCUGCAUGUACGACGUAUCGAUGAGUCUACCUAGCGCAAGCGUCACUUGCUCGUCUCAUUGAUUAGUGGGUCUGUUUUAACUGUAGCUGGCAGGCAACAGACAAUACCUUGCUCUUGUUAAAGCUUUUAGUUGUUUCAUAGUUUGGCUGUCAGAGGUUAACUUCUCCCCUAAGGGUUAAGGAUGGGACUAACUUAACCCUGAAGGCUGUUUAAUACUUAGAAACGUCAGGGUCCUUUUACAUUGCCAUUACCCAACAACAGUCAAGUUGUCAGGUAUGGCAAUAUUCGCCAUUUUAAAAUAGCAUUUUUGAUAUACCAAUGUCUGCACUCCCCAAGGUUUUAGCUGGUUGUACUUACUGUUUGUUACUGAUCUGUGCAGUAAGUUAUGUUGAUCACCAAACAUGUCAAACUAUCUUCAAAAUCAGAACAAUGAUUUUUAACAUUAAAAAUACCUCAUCUACAACCCUUCAAGUAUUUCA